Paramecium tetraurelia is the source of this 768-nucleotide messenger RNA. RefSeq lists its product as uncharacterized. Lineage: Eukaryota; Ciliophora; Oligohymenophorea; Peniculida; Parameciidae. Gene Ontology annotation, cellular component: cytoplasm. Gene Ontology annotation, biological process: protein depalmitoylation. Gene Ontology annotation, molecular function: carboxylic ester hydrolase activity; palmitoyl-(protein) hydrolase activity. The record is from RefSeq and is a predicted model, not a curated record. The transcript has 3 exons.
AUGUUAUCUCUCAAAGAAGUCAUUCCUGCCCUUACUAAAGAUUUCACAUAAGGAAUCACUCGAGUUGAUAAGCAUAUCUAUAUUCAACCCAAAAAGGAACAUAAAUACACCUUCAUAUGGAUGCAUGGAUUGGAAGAUGUUCCUGAUAGUUUUUUGGCUGGAUUCAAUAAUCCUGAAUUAAACCCUUUUGACAAUUAGACUACUAAAGUGAUUUUACUUUGUGCCCCUGUGAGGCCACUAACUAAAAAUAAAGGAGAAAUGAUGACAUCAUGGUAUGAUAUUAUGAUUCCAAACUGGAAGUAGUUUUGGGGAAUCAAAUCUGAUAAAGAAUUGUGGGGAGUUGAUUAAGCUAUCGAAUCUAGAAAUUUCAUUUGGAGCUUGAUUGAUUAGGAGCCUAUUCCAAAGAAUAACAUUUUUAUUGGAGGUUUUUCUUAAGGAUGCUGCAUGUCAUUAUUGGCAGGAUUGGGAUACAAAGAAUCCUUAGGCGGAAUACUUGGAAACUCAGGAUAUUUGUUCCCAUUCACUGAAAUCAAAAAUAAGACUCCUAUUCAGAUAUUACAUGGUGUAGAGGACGAAGUAAUCCCAUAUGAAUUUGCUGAAAAAUCUAUUUAACCUUUACUUAAAUUCGAAAACAAUUUGGAAUUCAUUAAACUAAAAGGAAUAGAACAUGCAAUGAUGUUGGAUAAUUUUAAAUUGAUGAAAGAGUUUGUUGCAAGACAUUUAUCAUGAAAAUGACAAUUUAUUUUAAAUUAUGGUAAAUCUUCUAAA